UAUCUGUUGCGAAUACACGGGGUAGCUUUAAUUAAGGACUUUGCGGAGAUUUCAAAUAAAAUGGGGUGGAAGUAUGAAUAAACAAGAGUAAAACAAGAGGGGAACAAAAGUGGCCAAGUACUUAUGGGUAUAAUCUCGAUUUGGGGGGGGGAGAAUCAGCCAUGAAGUGUGGCUGGAUGAUCUCUGGUGAGGAAAACAAGACAGGGAUUAAAAUGACAACUGAAUAGGAUGCAGCACAAUGCACAGUUUUGUAGUCUUUGUCUAGGGAACAAAAGAAAUGAAUUUUAACGAAAGAGUUCUAUUUGCAUAGGGACAAUGGUUGGACGCUGCUGUCCCCCUUUAGCCCAUUGUGUGAAGUGAAAGGGGGACACGUGUAUGGGUAUGUUGUAGCAUUUGGGGGAAGCCUGGCCAGAGACUGCACGCCUUGUAGAGCGUCUUUUCAGCACCCUGGACAAGUCUAAGCAUUUGGAUGAGACCAGUAGGGUAUUAUUAUGCUAAGAGGCACACUGAUGGCAAUCAGAGGUCACCUGAUGCCUGCCUCCUAAGUCCAUCCUCUCCCUGCUCAUCUCUAAAACACUAAUCUGUGGCAGUUGAGCAGGGGAGCAGCAUCCAGGACAUGUGGGACCAUAACCUCCAUCAUCCAACUAAAGAAAACUCUGGAACCUUUUUUUUCCUUAGUUAAAGCCCCAAUUUGCUCCACAAGUCCUGCUGCAGCAUCUGUUUUCAGCACCUGAUACCUGAGGCUCCUCUUUAGUUUCACCAGCCUAGAUAAGACCUUCCCAGGCUCUUAAAGAGAUAGGGAUGUAUCUCGCAGAACUCAUGCAACUAAUUUAGGGGGAGCAGCUGACAAUACAUGUGCCGUCUGCCUUUAUUUUUUGGUGUAGAAGAAUUGAAAACCCUUGAACUUGGCAUAAAGUGAGUACAAUGCUUCUUGAGGGAGUAAGGACCAGCACCCAGAAGUCAUUGGACAUGUGUGGAUAUACCAGCAGCCCAGAAAUCCCUCUGUGCGCCGGCUGCAAUCAGCACAUUGUAGAUCGUUUCAUCUUAAAGGUUCUCGACAGGCACUGGCACAGCAAAUGCUUAAAAUGUAACGACUGUCAGAUCCAACUGGCAGAGAAAUGCUUCAGCAGAGAAAACAGUGUGUACUGCAAAGAUGACUUUUUUAAGAGAUUUGGGACCAAAUGUGCAGCCUGCCAACAAGGAAUCCCCCCCACCCAGGUGGUGAGGAGGGCCCAGGAGUUUGUGUAUCAUCUUCACUGCUUCGCUUGCAUUAUAUGCAAAAGGCAGCUGGCCACUGGGGACGAGUUCUACCUCAUGGAGGACAGCAGGCUGGUGUGCAAGGCAGACUACGAGACGGCGAAACAGAGAGAGGCAGAAUCAACUGCAAAGAGACCAAGAACCACAAUCACAGCAAAACAGUUGGAAACUCUGAAAAACGCCUACAACAAUUCUCCAAAACCUGCCAGACAUGUGCGAGAGCAGCUUUCCUCUGAGACUGGCUUGGAUAUGAGGGUGGUACAGGUUUGGUUCCAGAAUAGACGAGCGAAAGAAAAGAGAUUAAAGAAAGAUGCGGGAAGGCAAAGAUGGGGCCAGUAUUUCAGGAACAUGAAAAGAUCGAGGGGGAAUUCUAAAUCUGACAAAGAUAGUAUCCAGGAGGAAGGUCCUGAUAGUGAUGCCGAAGUGUCCUUCACAGAUGAACCCCCUAUGACUGAAAUGAAUCACUCCAAUGGGAUUUAUAACAUCUUGAAUGAUUCAUCUCCUGUUUUGGGCAGACAAGCUGGAAGCAAUGGUCCUUUUUCCCUAGAACAUGGUGGAGUCCCUUCUGGGGAUCAGUAUCACAAUCUGAGGUCAAACAGUCCGUAUGGAAUCCCUCAGUCUCCUGCCUCACUACAGUCAAUGCCAGGUCACCAGUCUUUACUCUCAAACUUGGCAUUCCCAGAUGCUGGGUUGGGAAUAAUAGGUCAAGGAGGACAAGGCGUUGCCCCAACAAUGAGAGUUAUAGGGGCAAAUGGACCAAGUUCUGACCUUUCCACUGGUAGUAGUGGUGGAUAUCCAGAUUUUCCUGCAAGCCCGGCCUCUUGGUUGGAUGAGGUUGACCACACUCAUUUUUGACAAAGACUUAUCUGACACCAUACAUUUUGUGCAUUAAAGGCAGAUGGAAAUAUUUUGUUAAACCCGAAGACAAACACCAGGAGAUUGUGUUACAAAGGCACAGAUAAUACAGUGAUUUUUGAGAAAUGGACAUCUUCACCCAUUGCAUAUUACCUAGAUUGUACUCAGUUUUGCUAAUGCUUCCCUACACUGUGUUCAGAGAACUUAAUCCUAAACUGGAACUGCGAGCGAAAGUCUUCUAAUUACCUGUACAUCAGCAUUGAUACUUGUUUUACUUGUGUUGUACGCUACUGACCAGGCCUAGCCUUGCUAUACUGCUACCACAAGACUGUUCUUUGUUUGAUUCUUUCCUUUCCCAUCAAAGAGACUAAUUUAGAAAUCACUUUUUACUCCAUUCCUUCUGAAAAUUGGUUAUGGACUGCCUUUAAGUUGGAUACUCGCCAUGUAGUCUGAAGUCUUACACAUCUGCAGUAGAGAAGUAUUUUGCAUUUGCACUUAAAGUCUGUUGCCAAAAACUGUAUAUCCAUAUUUAAAUGUAUUUUUCUGUUGUAGCUAUAAAAAUCAAUAUUUAUCUCAUUUAAAAUCUUUAACACUUUUUUUAAGAAAAAAAACUUUAUACUGUCAUUUUUUCAAAAAUAUAUUUCUGUUGUCUCUUUUAACGUCGCUUAUUCUUCAAAACCGUAAACAGAUGCUGUUUUAUUGGGAAUCAGAAAACCAGUAUGUAAAUUUUUAUUCGUGAGCUGAAUACGGUCGAAUAUGUGUAUGUCAAUGUGUUUAAUUUAUUCUCUCGUUAAUGAUCAAACACUUCGGAAAAGUAAAAUAAAUUUGUCAGCUAAAA
This is a messenger RNA of Xenopus laevis (African clawed frog), 2950 nucleotides long. It is a transcript of the gene lhx3.S, whose product is annotated as LIM homeobox 3 S homeolog. Bases 925 to 2112 code for a protein of 395 amino acids. Lineage: Eukaryota; Metazoa; Chordata; Amphibia; Anura; Pipidae. The record is from RefSeq and is a predicted model, not a curated record. Gene Ontology annotation, molecular function: DNA-binding transcription factor activity, RNA polymerase II-specific; RNA polymerase II transcription regulatory region sequence-specific DNA binding; transcription coregulator binding. Gene Ontology annotation, cellular component: nucleus. Gene Ontology annotation, biological process: neuron differentiation; regulation of transcription by RNA polymerase II; regulation of DNA-templated transcription. The transcript has 6 exons.